AUGGAGGGGUCGUUCGAGUCGUACAAGGAGAAGGUGCUGCUGGGCGACGUGGCGUGGGACACGUACGUGACGGCGAAGCUGAUCACGGGCACGGACUUUCAGCUGCUGCGCCGCUACGACCACCGCUCCAAGGAGGUCCAGGCCGCGCUGCUCGAAGAGAACGGCGUCGGAUACGUGCGCACGUUUAUAUCCGUAUUGAAGAAUGUCUUUAAAGAGGAGACCGUGGAGUACACCAUCGCCCUCAUCGACGAGCUUUUAACAAGGGACAAGAAGAGGGCGCGCUUGUUCCACGACCCAUCCAUAACGGACGAUGUCUAUGCGCCCUUCAUCAGACUGCUGGGGCACACCAACUGGUUCGUGCUGGAGGCCACGUCGCGGAUUCUGCCCCUCAUCAUCGUCUCUCGCCCCCACAGCUCGUCUGCGCCGGCAGCACCAGCAGCGGCAGGGGAAGGGACGCCCGCGUCCCCCCCGGCAGGCGACAUAGACUACGUGCUUGAGCCCUUCAUUGCCUUUCUCUGCCACCAGCUGACUCGCCCGGUGCACCCGGUGCGGGCAGUACCAGCAGCCAUAACAGCGCUCGCCACCACGCUGAGGGACGUGUCGGCUCGCUCCAUCUUUGCCAAGGCUGAUGGCGUGCGCCUGCUGCUGCCCUACAUUGCCCCUGUGGCUGGACAGAACCAGAUGCAGCUGCUGUACGAGGCGGUGCUGUGCCUCUGGCUGCUCUCCUUCCACGAGCCUUCCUUGGAGGCCAUUCGCCAGGCGCGCAUUCUGCCGCGCCUCAUUGACGUUGCCAAGAGCUCCGCUAAAGAAAAGAUAGUGCGGGUGGCAGUGCUCACUCUGAGCAACCUGAUGACGCGCGGGCACCUGGGGGCGUCAAUGGUGGAGCUGGGGCUGCCCAAGAUAGUGCGCGUGGCGGUGCUGACUCUGAGCAAUCUGAUGACCCGCGGGCACCUGGGGGCGUCCAUGGUGGAGCUGGGGCUGCCCAAGGUCGUGCAGAGCCUCAAGCUGCACGCGUGGCAUGAUGAGGACCUGAAGGAGGCACUAGAGGCGCUGGACGUGGGGCUGAGGCACAACCUGCGCGUGAUGAGCUCGUUUGACAAGUACCGCCAGGAGGUGCUGUCGGGCUCGCUCGACUGGACGCCCAUGCACAAGGACGCGGCCUUCUGGCGCGAGAAUGUCAUGCACUUUGAGGAUAAUGAUUUCCAGGUGCUGCGAGCGCUGGUGGCCUUAUUGGACUCGAGCCACGAAGCAAAGACCCUAGCAGUGGCGUGUCACGACCUGGGCCAGUUCAUCACAUAUCACCCGGCGGGGCGGGGAGUGGCGCAUGACAUGAAGGGCAAGGAGCGAGUGCUGCGCCUGCUGGACUAUGCUGACCCGGAGGUGCGCAAGCAGGCCCUGCUGGCUGUGCAGAAGCUGCUGCUGUCCGCCAAGUAUGUCUCGUACCUGCAGUGA
Messenger RNA from Closterium sp. Naga37s-1, 1452 nucleotides. NCBI's taxonomy places the organism in Eukaryota, Viridiplantae, Streptophyta, Zygnematophyceae, Desmidiales, Closteriaceae. The record is from the annotation of a GenBank genome assembly.